CUGGCAGGGGGAGGGAAGAGGCCGCAGAAGCCCGAGUCUUGACCGACGGGCAGGCGGGGGCUGCGGCGGCGCCGACGUCCCAUUGCACCGGAACCCCCAGAGCGCUCCUCUGCUCCAGAUCCCCCCCUUCUUGCUGCAUCUUCUCUUCAGCAUCUCUUAUCCCCAGUAUCCCCUUGCUUCUUAGACCCCCCGAGACACCCCCAUUCUCCCUCCAUUUCUCAUUCUCCUAUGCCCCCAUUCUCCUCUAACUCCUGCAGACACCCUGCUCUUCCGCUUUUCCUCAUUUCCCUCCACUCCCCCAGACCCUCCCCCAAUUUCCAUCAACUCCCAGGCCUGGCACUUUGCGCCGCGCCGGGCAUGAGCUGAGCGCUCAGCGGGUGUCUCUGACUGCCCCCCAUGGCCAGUCGCCCCGGUCCGCCCUCCGCCCCCGCCCCUAUCCCGGGGGACCUACAAGCCGGUGUCUGGGCGGCCGGGGUGGGGCGGGCGGCGCGGAGCCGCUGAACCCCUGCCAGCGCCGUGCGCCCUGUGCCCGCAGCGCCGGCGCCCCCCAUGCGCCAGGCAGCCGGACGACGGCGUCGGGGGGCGCCAUGGCCUCGGCGGCGGCGGGCGAAGCGGAAGAGACCACCCGGCUGCGCAAGCCGCGGUUCUCGUUCGAAGAGAACCAGAUCCUGAUCCGUGAGGUGCGCGCCCACUACCCGCAGCUCUACGGCGCUCAGAGCCGUCGGGUGAGCGUGGCGGAGCGGCGGCGUGUGUGGGACGGCAUCGCCGCCAAGAUCAACGGCAUCACCAGCUGGAAGCGCACUGGCCAGGAGGUGCAGAAGCGCUGGAACGACUUCAAGCGCCGCACCAAGGAGAAGCUGGCUCGCGUGCCGCACUCCACUCAGGGUGCCGGGCCGGCCGCCGAGGACGCCUUCUCCGCCGAGGAGGAGACCAUUUUUGCCAUCCUGGGGCCCAGUGUGUCGGCGCCAGGAGCUGGUGCAGGGGCCGAGCAGCCCCCCGGGGCCGCCUCCUCACAGCCGCCGGCCCCAAGCACCUGUGCCCAACGCUAUGUGCUGUCUGAGGACCGCAGGGAGGAUAAGCGGGCAGAUACACCAGCCCACAGCAAGGGGGGCUCCAGCAGCCCCGAGCCUUGGGCCAGGUCCCCCUGCAAUCCCCAGGAAGGGGGCUGCCAGCCACCCAAGGAGCGUGAGUCCUCGCCCCCUCCAGCCCUGCAGACCGUCCAGCUGCCCCGCCUGGCCUUGUCUCCACCACCCCCAGCCCCUCCUCCACCGCCGCCACGGCCACCCCCACUCCAGCCACCACAGCAGGUUCCAGUGGCACCCUCACCCCCUAGCCCCCCACCCCCUGCACUGCCUGCACCACCCUCUGCCCCAGACCCUUCCCUGGACUUCCUGCGGGCCCAGCAGGAGACUGCCAACGCCAUCCGGGAGCUGGCCGGCACCCUCCGGCAGGGACUGGCCAAGCUCAGCGAGGCCCUGAGCGCCCUGCUGCCCCUUCUGCCUGGAACCCCAGUUGACCCACUGCCCCCACCUCUGCCCCCACCCCCACCCCCUCCUCUACCUCCGAGGCCCGUCCCGCCCCCACCCUCCCCUAAGGUGGAGGUGACUCCAGAGCCUGUGUCCGUGGUGGCUGCUGUCGUGGACGGGGCUGUGGUGGCAGCCAGGGGGGUGAUCAUUGCCCCUAGGAGUGAGGAGGGGGCCCCCCGGCCCCCCCAAACCCCCCUCCAUCCCCAUGACUCUCCCCCACACAAGAGAAGGAAAAGUUUCCCCACACGGAAGAGGCGGGGGCGAUGGAAAUCUCCGUGAGAACCACCCCCCCCAGAGGGGUUCUAGCUUGUCUGGCUCCUUCUGCCUGCCCCCCCCUGCCCCCCGCUUGGCCCAGUGGAGGAGGAGCUGCACCUUCCCCAUCCCAGCUGCACUCUGGCUCCCUGCUGCAGGGGCACAAGCACCCCACUUCCCUGUUCUAGUUAGUGCCUGAUUCUGGGGCAGAAAGGCUCCCUGAUGGGCCCCCCAGCCCUUUCUCUGGUACAGCGCUGUCUGCCUGGCUGCUUCCCUUAACCCCAACUUCUAAGCCAUCGAUUCGAUGUUAUUUAUUACUGCCCUAGGUGGGUUGCGGAGGGAACCUGCACAUCCCCCCUCCCCUAACAACUCCUGGCCUUGACUUGAACAGAAUUGACCCUUGGGGCCCCCCACCUCCCCAUCCCAGCCUUUGGAGGGGGCGGGGGUCAUGAGACAAAUCAGAAUAGGGAUGGAUGGAGAGGAUACUGCAGUCUGUACCCUAGGGAGAGGGGGUGGAGUUCUGGUUGGGGAGGUGUAGGUUGAAUCUUCUGCCUCUCACUGCAGUCUCUGACCUCCAGAGCUCAACCCCUUCCGUUCUCCCCAGUGGUGACAAAACAUCAAUAAACUUAUUUUUAAUACAAUCA
Molecule: messenger RNA, 2422 nt
Organism: Phacochoerus africanus (Common warthog)
Lineage: Eukaryota; Metazoa; Chordata; Mammalia; Artiodactyla; Suidae
Gene: MYPOP
Product: Myb related transcription factor, partner of profilin
Exons: 3
Coding region: 588-1805 (405 amino acids)
Biological process (GO): regulation of transcription by RNA polymerase II
Cellular component (GO): nucleus
Molecular function (GO): DNA-binding transcription factor activity, RNA polymerase II-specific; RNA polymerase II cis-regulatory region sequence-specific DNA binding
Source: RefSeq, a predicted model, not a curated record